Molecule: messenger RNA, 2419 nt
Organism: Anolis carolinensis (green anole)
Lineage: Eukaryota; Metazoa; Chordata; Lepidosauria; Squamata; Anolidae
Gene: cep15
Product: centrosomal protein 15
Exons: 5
Coding region: 258-551 (97 amino acids)
Source: RefSeq, a predicted model, not a curated record
AAAGAAGAAGAAUGUUUACGCGCCUUGCUAUAGCCGCGCCCCUUUUUAGGCGGAUGGACCAAUGAGAUCAGCCUCAGCGGUCAUCCGGUCCCCGUCCCCCCUCUCCCGUGCACCAUCGUGGUGACAUCACGAGGCUGGGGCGCUGGCUAUUGGAUCAUCUCACCAAAGCGGGAGUGAAUGGAGUGAAGAGGAAGCAGCUGCUGCUUUUCUCCAUCAUAGUGAGUUGUAAAACUGGAGUCUUCUUUCCAUGACCAAAGAUGGCAUCCUAUUUAGCACGAGAAGUUCAGCUUGCUAAAAGACAUGACGAAAUCCUGUCUCAGAGAUUGGUGUUGCUUCAGCAGAUGGAGAGUCAUCGAGGAGACAAAGAAGCUGAAAAGACAUGGCAAAUGCAAGAAGCUGAUGCAGCUCAUAAAAGAAAUGUAGUACUUUUAGCUGAUAUUGAAGCAGCAGAGAAGAAGCUACAUUCACGAGAACACUUACUUCUACAUCCCGAUAUUGUUAAUCUCGAGGAGCCCCUGGUGGUGCAGUGGAUUAAAUUGUUGACCUGCUGAACUUGCUGGCCGAAAGAUCAGUGAUUCGAAUCUGGGGAGCAGGGUGAGCUCUUGCUGUUAGCUGCAGCUUCUGCCAACCUAGCAGUUCAAAAACAUGCAAAUGUGAGUAGGUCAAUAGGUACCACUCUGGCGGGAAGGUAACAGCACUCCAUGCAGUUAUGCUGGCUACAUGACCUUUGAGGUGUCUAUGAACAAUUCCGGCUCUUCGCCUUAGAAAUGGAGAUGAGCACCGACCCCAAAGACUAUAGACUUAAUGUCAGGGGAAAACCUUUACCUUUACCUUCCAUCCAAAUCAAUUAUUUUUCCACUUUUCCUACUGAACACUACCAGUAACCUGGGAUGCUCACUCCAUGUACUGUAUUUCUUCAGGGUUCUGGCUUUUUGUGUUGAUGAUUUGGCUUCUUUCAGGAAGAUGUAGAGACUUUUAUUCUGUUACUCAUCUGCAAAGAAAAUGCUUCAUGUCUCACCACAAUGUCUUUCCAAGUGGGUUGCAGUGACCAUUCAUCUGACCUGUGAACUUGCAGGCGAAUAGCCUCCUGCCCAAGAGAGAAGUCACUCAACUAGGGUGAUGGUAGCAUUGGAUGCAUUCUUGAGAAAGGUCCCUGCAUAAGAUAUUUGUAAAGCUGCUACCUGGUCAUAGCCUCUGACUUUCAUCUCUCAUAAACUGGACAUGUCUCCGGCAGAGGCUGUGUUUGAAAGGGCUAUGCUUUUCUCCUCUGUGCCAUGACACCUCCUGUGGUUGGUAGCUUGCUGGUAUCUCAUUUGUAUAAGUCAUAGUGAACACAAAGGAGAAGGACAGGUUGCUUACUUGUAGCUAUAGCUUUUUGAGUGGUCAUUUGUAAAUCCAUCCAACCACACCCAUUCUGCCCUUGUUGUGUCCUGCUGUAGCAUCCAAAGGAAUGAAGUUUUAGUCAAGAGGUGUACUGGCAUGGUGUGCAUGGAUGGUUCACAGUUUUAUAGAUGAAGGGCUACCACCAAAACACUUUUGUAGAACUUUAGAAAGUUCUGAAUGAUGCACUAUGCAGGUGCAUAUAACCCAUUUGUGUGAGUGCACACAUGAUCAUGUUACAGGGAAGUACCCUAUCCUUCUCAGUCUAUCUCUUGCUGUUCUGCCUUUAAAAUUUCAUAGAGUGGUGGACACUGGGUCCAGAUCCUUCUCCGUAGCUCCUAUUUAUAGUACUUUGUUUCACAAUAAUUUGUGGUUUGCUCUCUCAACUGGAUUAUUAACAUUGUUUUGAAAAUCAACUUUUUGGAAUGCUUUGUUCAUGGUAUUUUUUCACAGUUGUCUUGUGACACUAAAAAAAUUAAGAGAUACUGGCCGAAUUUUAAUUUUAAAAUGUUAUUAUACCAUUCUAUUGGGCCGGGCUGUAGCGCAGCUGGCUAGUAACCAGCUGCAAUAAAUCACUACUGACCGAGAGGUCAUGAGUUCAAAGCCCGGGUUGGGUUAAGCCCCCAACCAUUAAAUAGCCCGGGUUGCUGUUUACCUAAGCAGCCCGAAAGACAGUUGCAUCUGUCAACUAGGAAAUUUUGGUAUGCUUUAUGCGGGAGGCUAAUUUAACUAAUUUACAACACCAUAAAACUGCCAGCAGCACGUGGAAAGGAAUGAGGAAGUACAGCACUCAGUGUCACUCGUGGAUGAUGAAGCAACAGCUCCCCCUGUGGCCUGAAUCGAGCAUACCCUCAUAAAGCAGGAAAUGUUAAAAUUGCCUCUGUGUGUGUCUAUACUGUAUGUUGUUUGUCGGAUGGCAUUGAAUGUUUGCCAUACAUAUGUUCAUUGUAAUCUGCCCUGAGUCCCCUUCGGGGUGAGAGGGGCAGAAUAUAAAUACUGUAAAUAAAUAAAUAAAUAAAUAAAUAUUAUUGCAUUUUUA